Molecule: messenger RNA, 714 nt
Organism: Paramuricea clavata
Lineage: Eukaryota; Metazoa; Cnidaria; Anthozoa; Malacalcyonacea; Plexauridae
Source: the annotation of a GenBank genome assembly
AUGGCGGUCAGUUCUAAUUAUGUUAGCUCUACAAAAAGCGUUAAUAUUUAUUCAAAACAGUGGGAUGUCAAAGAAAUUCAAGAACACCCAACCUGCAUGUACAAACUUUGCUACGAUGGUACACGUAUUAGAUGGAGUGGGAGCUUCGAUAUGCUAAAAGAAUUUGUCGAAAGCGCUAUCAAGCUGCAAGGGAAAUGGUCUUCGCCGGGUGGAAAUUCGAAGAAGUUUACUUGCUGCAGUAGUGAUAUAACAAUUACUUGGUAUGCCAAGAAACAAAACACACUUAUUUUACAUGGAAAUGCAAGUUUGGUAUUGAUUGAUAUACUGAUCAAAGUCUGUAAUACACUGUUAACAUUUUGCGAUUCCACAAUAACCAAAAACAUCUACAAGCUGAUGAUGCAAACACCAAUGAUAUACCUGCAAACCCAGCUGCUGUUAAAGUUUUCGCAGAAAUGCAUGAACAUAUACUCGAAAAUGAUAUUCAAGCUGAGAGAUAUGAUGAAGAAGGAUGGAACCCAUCUUUGUGCGAAUAUUUACGCAAACCCGAUUGCGGUUGUCAAUGCGGUAUGUUGGCUGCUGAACUUGAAGAGGUCAAACUUGACAUGCUUAUUAUGAAUAAAAAUAUUGAGUCAAAAAUAUCUGCAGCUAUUAACGUACGGGAGAAUGAUGAAAUAAUCCAACUUCGAAAAAAUCUUUUUAACGAAAGGAGAAAAU